This is a messenger RNA of Bolinopsis microptera, 2480 nucleotides long. RefSeq names its product eukaryotic initiation factor 4A-III-like. NCBI's taxonomy places the organism in Eukaryota, Metazoa, Ctenophora, Tentaculata, Lobata, Bolinopsidae. Gene Ontology annotation, biological process: negative regulation of transcription elongation by RNA polymerase II. Gene Ontology annotation, cellular component: NELF complex; nucleus; nucleolus. The coding region runs from base 31 to 1233 and encodes 400 amino acids. The record is from RefSeq and is a predicted model, not a curated record. Gene Ontology annotation, molecular function: mRNA binding; RNA helicase activity; ATP binding. The transcript has 13 exons.
CAAAUCUAUUACAUUUAUUGAGUAGUAGAAAUGGCAGACGCUAGACAAGUUUUAGUGGAGGAUAAUGAGUCCACCUCAUUUGAAACAACACCCGGAGUUGAAGUGCUCAACACAUUUGACGGGAUGGGACUCCGACAGGAUCUGAUGAGGGGGAUAUACGCUUAUGGAUUCGAGAAGCCUAGUGCUAUACAACAGCGGGCUAUCAAACCUAUGUGCAAAGGAAGAGACGUUAUUGCGCAGGCACAGUCUGGUACUGGUAAGACUGCAACGUUCUCCAUUGCGGCGUUGCAGUCUGUUGACAUACAGCUGAGAGAACCCCAAGUUAUAGUCCUCUCCCCUACAAGAGAACUUGCUACACAAAUACAAAAGGUGAUGCUGUCUCUGGGUGAUUACAUGAGUGUCCAGUGUCACGCCUGUAUUGGUGGCACCUCUAUUGGGGAGGAUAUCAGGAAGUUGGACUACGGGCAACAUAUUGUCAGUGGGACUCCUGGCAGAGUUUUCGACAUGAUAAAGAGACGUAACCUGCGAACCAGAAGUGUGAAGAUGUUCAUAUUGGACGAGUCUGACGAAAUGCUCAACAAAGGAUUCAAAGAACAGAUUUAUGAUGUCUACAGGUAUCUACCCCCCUCCUCCCAAGUCCUCCUGGUAUCAGCUACUCUCCCGCACGAUGUUCUGGAACUUACCAACAAGUUCAUGACAGAUCCUGUACGAGUCCUUGUAAAACGUGAUGAGUUGACUCUGGAGGGAAUAAAACAGUUCUUCGUUGCUGUGGAGAGAGAGGAGUGGAAGUUUGAUACUCUCUGUGAUUUGUACGAUACCCUCACCAUAACCCAGGCUGUCAUAUUUUGCAACACCAAACGGAAGGUAGACUGGUUAACUGAUAAAAUGAGAGAAAGCAACUUUACUGUGUCCUCAAUGCAUGGUGACAUGCCCCAACAAGAGCGUAAUGCUAUCAUGGAAGAAUUCAGAACAGCUAAGAGCCGUGUUCUGAUUUCUACUGAUGUGUGGGCUCGUGGUAUUGAUGUUCAGAACGUAUCUCUUGUCAUCAACUACGAUCUUCCCCCAAAUCGUGAACUCUACAUCCACCGGAUCGGACGAUCGGGAAGGUACGGCAGGAAGGGUGUAGCUAUCAACUUUGUGAAGAACGAUGACGUCAGAAUCCUCAGAGAUAUCGAGCAAUAUUACUCAACCCAAAUUGAUGAGAUGCCCAUGAAUGUCGCUGACCUGAUAUAAAGAACGGCUCGCCCUUACGUCUAUCAGUGAACCCAUAUAAGCAAUAAUGUCACCCCGACAGUGCUUAAUAUUGAUACCAGUAUCGUUCAGUUUUAUUUAAAUUUUUUUAUCAAACGUAGACGCCCAUAUUUGCCGAGGAUAAGGAUUACAUUUUUAUUUCUUAACGCUGCUGACCUUAAGUGAUAUCCGUAUAUUUUUAAAAUAGUACUGCUGUCAAAUAUUUUACCGUUUAAUAUAAUUCUUUACCCAGCUGUUAUACUCCUGUAUUAUUACUCAAUUACCACGAAUUACCCACUGAUUUGAUUACAUUUCCCCUUCUACACUUGCAGCAAGUACCUCAAGUCUGCAGAUUAGAUCACUGUUUAGCUGUACAGUUAUCGUUUCAAGUUACGAGUCUCCUCUAGUCAUGUUUCGUUCUGUUCUAUCUUCUCUGUUUCUCGCUCAGUUAGUAAUGUCCGCCUUCCUACGAGUUGAGAACCCGGAACCUGGGCGGUGGUACGAGAUGGGCUCGUUUGGAGUGGGUGGUAGGGUGGUCGUUGAGAUGGAGUCUCAGCAGUCCUCUGAGCUGGAGCUAAAGCUUGGAAAUAGUCAGGGAGAUGUUAUUUUCCACCUGGUAGCUGACAAAGUGAUCACAAAGAUUUCCACCUCGCUUUCUGAGGAAGAGGUGAAGACUACUUCUCUAUCUGCCUCUGGUUUGAAGGAGUUAGUUGUGGAGGUGCAAAGUGAGGGGGUGUUUGUUGAUCUAGUGGGGAGUGGGAGUGUGGUACUGCCCUACCCUGCUGACUCCUGGACGGGCAACAGAAACAAGGCCUGGGACACUGUGGAUUACAUCACCAGAGUGUACGUUGGUGGACGAGGGGUAAAGUUUAUUCGUCUCGCUGCACAUGUACUCGUCUUUUAACUCAAAUUGGCAUACCGACCCAAAAUCUGUCUGCGAUAAUUCCUGGUGUUUUGUUUAAAUUUGGACGGUCACGCACAAAUAGCAAAUAGGUGGACGAGAAUUCGUUGUCAAUGAUUCACGUUGCAUUUUUAUUUAAAAUUGAUAUACAUUCUACAAGUGCAAUUUUACUCAUUAUAUAACAGAAAUCUUACUGGGCCGCGCUCAGCCUGUCAUUCCGCCUAAUCUCUAAUAUGUUAAUGAACAUAAUAGCCUGGGGUCCCCAGGUAACAGAAAUCAUGAAGUCUAGUGAUUAAUUAUUGAUUAAUGAAAUUGUUUCAAGAAUGUCGUUUAUUAUUCCAUUAAUGAG